CUCAAGUUCGUUCGUCGGCCGUCGUCACUGCAAGAGGCGGCAUCGGCCGAGACGUCGACGCGCGUCCAGAUGAUUCGGUGUACUAUUCGGUGUCCGAUGCGAGCUAUCGUCAAGCAUCAACCUUGCCGAUGAGUCGCGUCGGCGCAGGCGAGUACACCAAAAUCAUUCGAUCGCGUGUCGAGGUCUCCGCUGCUGCCGACGCCGACGAGGAGGACACGUCGUUUCGAGCACGGAGGUGCGGCCACUCGUCUCAUCUCAUCGUCCGACAUCGUCGACCGGGCGCGACGUCGAACCACGGCCAAGCGGACCGCUGGUCCUGUAGCGUGAUCUGUCGUCAAGCAUUGACGGCAAGUCGCGCUACGGGACCGGCAUCGGCUUCGUCCGUGGAUCGCCCUCGAGCAUGGUACAGACGAGUAGGACAAGUCGUCUCGAGCGCAGAGCAAGUGGCACACGCCUCAUCACUCCGGCCACUCCGGCCGUCAACCAGCCGCAACGUCGCUUCAUGGCGACUGAUGAUGAUCUCGUCACGUAGAGCGCUGCCUGGCUGUUCGUCGAACCUUGACGAUCAGUUGCGCAGCGCCUGCGAGGUCGAGGCCGUCAUCGUGUCCCACAUCGCGUCCUCGCUGCUGCCGACAACCAGCAAGCCGAGCUGCCUCAAGCACCAUCGAUGCCGUACCUCUUCAUCCGGCCGAGCCAUCAAGGCGCAAGCCAGGCGCGACUUGAUGGUCUGCCCACUCGGCCUGCUCGUCGUCGACCGGGACAUCGCCGAAGAUCUCUCCGUCACCUCUUGCGCUCUUCCCUGUUCCGGCCGCCGACGAGCAAGGUGCGAUGCCGUCCCUGCGCCGCACGUCAUCGUCGAGGCCGGCCAUCGAGGCGCACGGCUUCCACGACUUGGAGCUCUGCCGACUCUUCGUCUGAGUGCGAGUCCGGACAUCGACACGCGGGGCACAGACGAGCGCAUUUUCUUCGGAGCCGUCGCGCGACCUGUCGCCAACGACAGGACUCGCGCAACGUCUUCCAUGAUGACAUUAUCGCCGUGUGCUCGCCUGUGUCUGCCGUCCGAGUCGGCGACCGGCAGAAGCGCCGCCCUGAGCACGACUUCAGCGCCGCACGCCAUCGUCAAGUCGGAGCAUCGAGGCGCAUGAGCUCUGCGGCUCGAUGCUCUACCUACUCCUCCUGCUCAUCGACGAGUGAACGUUGGUAUUCGAGCAGCUGACGGCUGGUCGCCAAGCCAACCGCCGCCUGAUCGUCGCCACUCUCGAGGCCCAGGAGCGCUCUUGAACUUCAAGCGCGCCUCUGAGGCUCGAGUCGUCGUCUGUCGAGCCGCGAGUGGCGGAGGUUCACCACCC
This is a messenger RNA of Tilletiopsis washingtonensis, 1349 nucleotides long. RefSeq lists its product as hypothetical. Bases 129 to 1145 code for a protein of 338 amino acids. The record is from RefSeq and is a predicted model, not a curated record. NCBI's taxonomy places the organism in Eukaryota, Fungi, Basidiomycota, Exobasidiomycetes, Entylomatales. The transcript is spliced from 2 exons.